CGCUCAUGGCCGUCUCGAGCGCUUGCUUCCCUUUUGUUCGCUGUGAUCUCGCAUUAUUCUCUUCACAAUGAGUCCCUUCUAAUUUUACACCGUUUCUCUUGGCUUUUAUCUACCGAUUCCUUUCUGAACCAGAGGGAAAAGUCACGGCACUUCAGCCAUGAGGGGUUCAGCCAAGUGUGGGGUUUCACCGCACGGCAGCAUGUAGCCCAAGUUAGGGCAGCUGCUCUUCGUGUGACAGUCAGCUGCGCUGACACUACAAGCGAAAACGACGGUUAUUUUUCGUGCGCGCGACUUCGUAUUCGCCGCACGUCACCGUGAGGCGCAGCGGUCGCUGCGUGACGUCACCACGCUACAGGUCUGUGCAGCUGUCAGGACCGGACGUUGCUACUCCACCUGCCCAUGCUGCUUAUUGGCGCCCAGUGAGCACACAUGUUUAAACAGCACUGAGAAGAGCUGCUUCAUACCUGUUUGAAGAGAUGAAGUCCAGUGCUGUAAUGAACUGUGAUGUAAGAAAGUUGCAAUGUUAGGCUACCUGCGGUUACUUACCCAUGAUGUAAGCUGCACAGUUACGUCCCUGCAGUAGCCAUUGGCAUCAUGGGACUGGAUUUUGACGUGAAGACCUUUUGUCACAACUUGAGGGCUACCAAGCCCCCAUAUGAGUGCCCUGUGGAGAGUUGCCGCAAGGUGUACAAGAGCUAUAGUGGCAUUGAGUACCACCUAUACCAUUAUGACCACGACAACCCACCUGCACUCCAGGGCAUGCCGCAGCGUAAGCGGAAGGGCCGCCCACCGCGAGUUUCGGGAGUGGGGCUGGAGGACGGGGAUGGGGGUGGAGACAAGGGCAGUGGUGCAGGCUGUGGUCCCCAGGGCACUAUCCCUGGGAGCCCUGGGCGCUCAGAGCGCUCGCACUCCCCGGGCCGGGAAGCCAUGACCUAUGCUGAGGCCCAACGUAUGGUGGAGCUGGAGAUCCAUGGUAAAGUGCACCGCAUCAGCAUCUUUGAGAGCCUGGAUGUAGUGUCAGAGGAUGAAAGCGGCACUGAAGACACACCCCCAUCGGCAGCUGGUUGCAAUGGUGUGGAAAGCGGUACAGGGAGUGAGGCGGGAGCUGGCAGCAGCAAGGACCGGCCAGACACCCCCGCAGCCAACGGCGGCAAGGGCGCUGCCACUCCCAAAUCCGGCAAGCACAAGAGCAAAGAGAAGAAGAAGGAAGGGGGAUCUGCUCACCAUCACAGUCUUGCCACCGGGCCUGCGGUAAAGCUUCCUGAGGUGGUGUACCGUGAACUGGACCAGGAGAGGCCCGACGCACCACCACGGCCUUCUUCGUACUACAGGUACAUAGACAAGUCACUGGAGGAGUUGGAUGAAGAAGUGGAGUAUGACAUUGAUGAGGAGGACUACAUCUGGCUGGACAUUAUGAACGACAAGAGGCGAAGCGAUGGUGUUGCUCCCAUUCCCCAGGAGGUGUUUGAGUACCUCAUGGAUCGUCUGGAGAAAGAGUCCUAUUUUGAAAGCCACAAUAAGGCUGAUCCGAGUUCCCUGAUUGACGAGGACGCCGUAUGCUGCAUCUGCAACGACGGCGAGUGCCAGAACAGCAAUGUCAUCCUCUUCUGUGACAUGUGCAACCUGGCCGUGCACCAGGAGUGCUACGGCGUGCCCUACAUCCCUGAGGGCCAGUGGCUGUGCCGCCGCUGCCUGCAGUCACCGUCCCGUGCUGUCGACUGUGCUCUCUGCCCCAACAAGGGCGGUGCCUUCAAACAGACGGACGAUGCACGUUGGGCCCACGUAGUCUGUGCCCUGUGGAUCCCAGAGGUAUGUUUUGCCAACACAGUGUUCCUUGAGCCCAUUGACAGUAUUGAACACAUACCCCCGGCCCGCUGGAAACUCACUUGCUACAUCUGCAAGCAGCGAGGCUCUGGGGCAUGUAUACAGUGCCACAAGGCCAACUGCUACACAGCCUUUCAUGUCACCUGCGCCCAGCAAGCUGGUCUGUACAUGAAGAUGGAGCCUGUGAGGGAGACGGGGGCCAACGGCACCUCCUUCAGUGUACGCAAGACGGCAUACUGUGACAUUCACACCCCGCCUGGGUCCAUGCGGCCGAUGGCAGGCAUAGGUGGCGCCAGCCUGAACUCGUCUCACAGUGAAGGUGAGCUGGAGGAUGAUGAUGACCCAGGCCCCCACGAUGAGGACUCGAAAGGCUGGAGUUCCGAAAGGGUGAAACGUGCCAAAGCCAAGUCGCGUCUCAAAAUGAAGAGGGCUCGGAAGAUCUUAGCCGAGAAAAGAGCAGCUGCCCCAGUGGUGUCAGUGCCCUGCAUCCCUCCGCACAGGCUCAGCAAGAUUACCAGUAGCCUGACAGUCCAAAGGAAGAGCCAGUUCAUGCAGCGACUGCACAGCUACUGGACCCUAAAGAGGCAAAGUCGCAAUGGAGUCCCGCUGCUGCGCCGGCUGCAAACGCACCUGCAGUCGCAGCGCAACACCGAGCAGAUCCCCGCUCGGGACAGCGAGGAGAAGCAGGCAGCCCUAAAGGAGCAGCUGAAGGCUUGGCAGCGCCUCAGGCACGACCUGGAGAGGGCCAGGCUGCUGGUGGAGCUCAUCCGCAAGAGAGAGAAGCUCAAGAGGGAGACGAUCAAGGUGCAACAACUAGCUCUGGAGAUGCAGCUGACGCCCUUCCUCAUCCUGCUGCGCAGCACACUGGAGCAGCUGCAGGACAGAGACACCAGCCACUUUUUUGCGGAACCUGUGCCGCUGACCGAGGUGCCCGAUUACCUGGACCACAUUGAAAGGCCAAUGGACUUUCAGACCAUGUGGAAUUUGCUUGAGUCUCACCGCUACCUCAGUUUUGAGGCAUUUGAGGCUGAUUUUGGCCUCAUAGUUAACAACUGCCUCAAGUACAACGCCAAGGACACAGUGUUCUAUAAGGCAGCACUGCGCUUGAGGGAGACUGGGGGUGCUGUGCUCCGCCAGGCCCGCCGCCAGGCUGAAAGGAUUGGCUUCGACUACGAAACCGGCAUGCACCUUCCCCGAGAGCCCAACUGCGAGCCCUCGCGGGACAGGGAGCGCGAGCGGGAGAGAGACAGAGAGAGGCUGCCACCCUCAGAAGAUGACCUGCUCUUGCCUGAGAACCGGCGGCGCCUCCCACUGGAGGAGCAGUUGCGCUUGCUGCAGGCACGUUUUGAUGAGGUGAGUGCAGGCAAGCACAGCAUCGGGCGCUCGCGGCGCGCCAAAGCCCUGCGCAAGGAGAUGACUGUCAUCAAGCGCAAGCUAGCCCACCAGCGAGAGGGCGGAGCAAUCAUUGGCCCACGGGAAACUGCAGGCGGAGGCGAUCGAAUACCUGCGUUGCCCCACCUCCACACGUCCACCACCCCUCGCCAUGAGGAGGGAGGAGAGAGCAGCAGCCAUGAGAUCAAAGAUCUGAAUGUCUCUUCUGCCAUGGCCCCAGAAGUGGGACGUCGCACCUCUGUCCUGUUCUCCAAGAAGAAUCCCAAAACUGCCGGACCACCCAAAAGACCUGGCAGGCCCCCGAAAAACCGUGACACAGCCCAUGGCGGACCUGGUGUUAGCCCCAGCCCCGUGGGGCCUCCUCAGCUGCCCCUGCUCUCCUCCCCCCGGCCGAGGAAGAGGACGCGUAGUCCCGGCACGAGCUCCAGCUCAGAAAGUGACAGUGACAACGAUGAGCUCAUGCUGGGCUUGCCCAGCAAUGGGUUUGAUGGUGGCAACCAGCCGGUGACAGAGAGCUUCCGUGUGUACAGGAACGAGCGCAGCCUGCCUCGCUCCAGUUCUGACUCAGAGUCCUCCACCAGCAGCAGCAGCAGCGCUGCAUCUGAUCGCACCAGCACAACUCCGUCAAAGCAGGGCAGGGGCAAGCCCUCGUUCUCCCGCUCAGCCUUCCAAGAAGACAGCAGUGAGGACACAUCUGGGACCGAGAAUGACUCCUACUCUGUGGGCGGGGGACGAGGCAUGUCGCACAUGGUGCGUGGCCGGGGCAGGUCUGGCUGCUGGAUGACCUCAGAUGAUUACACGUCGCUAGAUGCUUUGGACCUGGUGUGGGCCAAGUGUCGAGGAUACCCAUCAUACCCUGCUCUGAUCAUAGACCCCAAGAUGCCCCGUGAGGGCGUGUUCCAUCGGGGGGUACCCAUCCCUGUCCCACCUGUGGACGUGCUGAAGCUGGGUGAGCAGAUGACCCAGGAGGCCCGUGAGCAUCUCUUCCUUGUGCUGUUCUUUGAUAACAAGAGGACCUGGCAGUGGUUGCCCCGUUCCAAGCUGGUCCCUCUGGGCGUGGACCAGGAACUGGACAAGGAGAAGAUGAUGGAAGGUCGGAAGUCCAACAUUCGGAAGUCAGUGCAGGUCGCCUACCAUCGGGCGAUGCAGCAUCGUAACAAGGUGCAAGGGGUCCCCAGCAGCGACACAAGUGACACUGACUGACACUUCCCCUUCUCUCUGACUCUCUUUCCUUCUGUCACAUACAAGCACACCAGCACUGUGAACAAGCACAGGUCAACGGGCACUUUCUUUUUGGAAGCUCAAAAACUACUGUGAUAUGGACAUAGUCAUGUGUGGUCUGACAGACACACACACACACACACACACACAGCUGGUAUAUGUCCACUGGACCAGAAGAGACCACACACAGCUUCAGAACUAUCCAGUAUACACUCCUCUGUGUCCCAUGUGGGCCACAACAUACCCUCCCAUCAUGUCUGUGACACAGAUACUUCCCUGCAGGACUGACAGUGGGGAAUAGUGAUGCAGGAAUGAAAAUGAAGACGAAAACAGAAAUGAAAAAUAUUUAUUGGUGUCUCGUGAGAAAAAUGGCCAUUGCUUGUUGUGCUGCAUUCUCCAGGCUGUAGUAUAAUGCUGCUGUGUGUUUAACAUGAUGUUGUGGUACAUACUGUGUAGCAUGUCAGUGUUUCUACCGCAGAGCAGUUUCCUUUUGCUGAGAAAUGGUCCUCGUUCCUACGGUCCUCUCCUUCUUCCACUUCUUUUUCUCAACACUUAACAUUAAAAUACACCCACAAAUUACACUGCAGGUGUGUGUACUGUAAUUAAGGGGUAGUGGAUACUCUACAGCGCCCCCCAGUGUUGAAUAGGCCCCAUCACCUGCUUUUGUGUUUGUGCUUGGACCCGUGCUCAACUGAAUUGCAGCCCUGUUGCAGAGCUCAGUGCCCCAUGUGACCAAGGAUGCAUGUCCCAAAAGCACAGGAGGAGGGCAUCAUUUUUUCCCUGUUUACAUAAGCAAACUUUUUUUCUUCAAGAUGUACAUUUUUUUUAAAACUAAGUUGGGGUUUAAAAACUAAUACUGUAUGGUGGAAAACCAAACUGCAAUUUAAAAGUUUGCUCUGUUAGCUUUAGUGUGUCAGUUUUUCUAUUGCAUGUAGAUUAUCUGCUGCAGAGCUGCAACUGUAAUAAGAAUUCUGCAAUAACACAUAUACAUACAUACAUACAUACAUACAUACAUACACACACAGUUCCACCCUAGUAUGUUGUCAUUGAGCAGUUACACACACAAUUACUCCAUCAAUGUUGUAAUACAAAUCCCAUGGUCAAGUGUGUAAUCAUGCAUGCUGUCCUGGUUGAAGAGUCCCAGCAGGAGCUCACCACUCACCUUACGGUGCCGAUGACAACAUGACGGCACGUGUCCAAAACGUGUGCUUUGCCUUCGGGAAACUGAAGACGAGUCAUUUGCGAUCAUUGUAUUAUUUAUUAUGCCACUGAAUCCUAUCAUGACCCUCACUGGAUGUGAGAGCCUCAGUUUUUGCACUGUGGGGAUGAUGUUUGUCAGUAAUAUUUUUGAUGUUCUCACCCCACACCUCCUCAUGUGCAGUGGAACAAUCGGGUGAACUGGUGAAUAAUGUUAAUGUAUAACUGAAUGUGGAUAUAGAAAAUAGAAAAUAUAAGGCAGCCCCCCUGCUGAGGGCACUAAUGACACCGAGAGCUAUCAGAGCAUUUGGUUUGUCCUAGUUUCA
Messenger RNA from Scleropages formosus (Asian bonytongue), 5960 nucleotides. It is a transcript of the gene brpf1, whose product is annotated as bromodomain and PHD finger containing, 1. Gene Ontology annotation, molecular function: protein binding. Bases 595 to 4419 code for a protein of 1274 amino acids. Lineage: Eukaryota; Metazoa; Chordata; Actinopteri; Osteoglossiformes; Osteoglossidae. The record is from RefSeq and is a predicted model, not a curated record. Gene Ontology annotation, biological process: regulation of transcription by RNA polymerase II. The transcript has 18 exons.